AUGAUGCGAUUUGCUAAACCAUUUGUCAGACAUGCUUCGACAGCAUCAGCAGCACCUAAACCAGAAAAGUUCUUACAAACUAUUGUCUUGAGUAAUGGAGCAACUUAUACCGUCCGUACGACUUCACCCACUCGUUCUCAAAUUCGUCUCACAAAAGAUACUCGUAACCAUCCACUUUGGAAUCCUGCCAUGUUGAAGGAAGGCGUGACGGAUGAAAGUGAACAGUUGACCAAAUUCCAGCAACGUUUCGGUGAUUUAGAUCUGUCAGAUAUCUCUUGGAUCGAAAGUGACGAGGUUGUUUCAACUACCUUGAAGAAGGCUGCUGCUAGUGGUGGCUACAACAAAAAGGCUGCUGCUGCUGCUGCUAAAGGAAAGAAGAAAUAA
Molecule: messenger RNA, 384 nt
Organism: Rhizopus microsporus ATCC 52813
Lineage: Eukaryota; Fungi; Mucoromycota; Mucoromycetes; Mucorales; Rhizopodaceae
Exons: 1
Coding region: 1-384 (127 amino acids)
Biological process (GO): mitochondrial translation
Cellular component (GO): mitochondrial large ribosomal subunit
Molecular function (GO): structural constituent of ribosome
Source: RefSeq, a predicted model, not a curated record